AUGCGACGAACCGCGCUUCUCAGCGCCGCAACGGUGCUGCUCACGAGCACAUCCUCCACAACCGCACAAUCCACGGCCUCAAAAUCGUCAAAACGCGGCCUAGUCUACGUCCCCUCCGAUGACCACCCCGACGACGAUAAGAUCUGGACAACGGGUCCAUCUCCUCCAACAUGGUACUACAACUACCAAAAAGACCCCUCGUCUGCCUACAAAGAUAACCCAGACAUGCAAUUCGUCCCUAUGCUCUGGGGCGCUAGCGACAGCGAUACCGGCACCCCAUUCCUCGACUCCGUAAAGCAGCAGAUCAAGGACGGAGCAAACAUAACCGCCGUGCUAGGCUUCAACGAACCUGACGGCGGCCACAGCACCGGCGGUUCCAACCUCGCCGUCACCACCGCAGCCGCGCGCUGGAAAGCCGAAAUCGAGCCCCUCAAGGAACUCGGCAUCAAGCUAGGCGCACCGGGUGUCACAGGCGCAGAGUCCGGUUGGCAGUGGUUGGAGAACUUCUUCAACGAGUGCGACGGCGGAUGUAAUCCCGACUUCAUCCCUGUGCACUGGUAUGGCAACUUCGAGGGUAUGAUGAGCCAUAUUGGACGCGUUACGACGAUGUGGCCGAACAUGACGGUGUGGGUUACGGAGUAUGGGUACCCGAAUCAGCCGCUUGAGGAGACGCAGAGUUUUUAUAAUAUGAGUGCGCAGAGCUUUGAUAGCUGGCCAAACAUCACGCACUACUCCUACUUCGGCGCUUUCCGAUCGGAUGUUAGCAACGUGGGCGCCAACGCUGCUAUGCUUACCCAAGACGGCGAGUUGACGGAUAUUGGAUCGUGGUACAUGGGCGGUGCGGCUACGAACAACGUUCCUGAGGCUUCUGGUGCGUCGGCGAUGGGUGCUGCACCGGCUACCCUUGCUCUCAGCUUAGUGGCGAUGUUGUUUUCGUAUCUUGCUUAA
This is a messenger RNA of Alternaria incomplexa, 948 nucleotides long. RefSeq lists its product as uncharacterized. Gene Ontology annotation, biological process: fungal-type cell wall polysaccharide metabolic process. Gene Ontology annotation, cellular component: fungal-type cell wall. The coding region runs from base 1 to 948 and encodes 315 amino acids. NCBI's taxonomy places the organism in Eukaryota, Fungi, Ascomycota, Dothideomycetes, Pleosporales, Pleosporaceae. The transcript has 2 exons. The record is from RefSeq and is a predicted model, not a curated record.